Lytechinus pictus (painted urchin) is the source of this 456-nucleotide messenger RNA. RefSeq names its product protein lin-37 homolog. The transcript is spliced from 5 exons. The coding region runs from base 1 to 456 and encodes 151 amino acids. Gene Ontology annotation, cellular component: transcription repressor complex; Myb complex. The record is from RefSeq and is a predicted model, not a curated record. Gene Ontology annotation, biological process: negative regulation of transcription by RNA polymerase II. NCBI's taxonomy places the organism in Eukaryota, Metazoa, Echinodermata, Echinoidea, Temnopleuroida, Toxopneustidae.
AUGGAGCAGAGGAUGGGGCCAUUUGGGGAUGAUAUUAGAGAGCUUGAAGCCACCCCAGUCACUAAAUCUCCAUCCAAGUCUAAAAAGAGGAAGAAAAGAGACUUAAAUUCCUCAGAUGUUGAACAACUAGAUGACAAUACCAAAACACGUAAUUCCUUUGUGAUGAAGCUUUUUGAUCGUAGUGUUGAUCUUGCUAACUUCCGUGCUAAUGCACCACUCUACCCUGUUUGUCGUGCUUGGAUGGAUAAUACCCCAAAUGCUAAGACACCAAAGAUAGACUUGUCACCAUCACCAGAACCUUUACCUGAUUCAGAUAUGUCUGAGAAUGGACUCAUUUAUAGGCUACCAUCUCCAAGUAAGACUGGGAGUGAGAUGACUGAAGAACUUUCAAGAGACCCUAGAAUACCAUCACCUGUACCACAGCCUCAAGAAACCUUAGAUAUACAUGCAGGCUAA